UGGUUGCUUACGCUGCUGCUGUUUGAGCCUUUUGAGGAACUUGGUGCGGGUUGUGGAGCUUCAUUCUGGAUUCUGGCGGAGGGCGGUGCUGUUUUGUGAACCAUCAACUGUGCGAAUUUGUCAGUUACUGUAAUCGUCAGCUGGUCCCUACACGCGAACCGCUGACGGGACCGAGCCACCUCACAGAUGGCACUCGGGUCAGCAUGGGCGUGGAUGAGAGGAUCGGCGUCGAGGGUCGGUAGCAACAGGCCAUUCGCGCUCGGCCUGCAGACGGCCAGAUAUCUCCUCCAGUAUGGCCUCUGGCUGCCCGUCAUCGCGUACGUCAAGGCCAACGUGGCCGACCUGGCCUGGAUCAAAGGCCCGUCCAUGUACCCGUUCUUCAACCCGCAGUUCAACCAGACGCUGCGUCAAGACGUGUGCUUAAGCGUCAAGUGGAACGCCCAGGACAAGCUCGAGCGUGGCAUGAUUGUCGAGUUCUGGGCGCCUCAUGAUCCAAACAAGAUCUCAGUCAAAAGGGUGAUUGGUCUGGAGGGCGACAUCAUCCGCACCCGCAAGGGUUCGUUCGUCCACGUCCCCCAGGGCUACAUCUGGGUGGAGGGAGAUGGCGGCGCAAGCCUCUCGCGCGACAGCAACAACUACGGGCCGAUAUCUCGACGGCUCAUCAGGGGCAGGCUCACCCGCAUCCUCUAUCCUUUUCAUCGGGCGGGCAGGAUCAGGUGGGAGGAGCACGAGCAUGCCUCGAUUCACCAGCGUGCACAGCGCGCGCCGAGAUUUUGGUGAAGGCUGGUCGACGCCGACGCCAGGGUCUUUCCUUUUUCUUGUGCAUACUACACAACACGCCUGCCUUGCCAUUGGCCGCCAGAAGACAUUCUGUCUAUCUUGUUAGUGAAAAGCCAAUCGAAAUACCACCUCUGUGACGAUAUUAGAAGUUGGUGCCGGGUUCACAGGAGCAAUGUAAUUACUUCCAUGGCAAAUUCCUUUCACGCGCCACGCCUUCACGAUUUCAGGAAGCCCU
Gaeumannomyces tritici R3-111a-1 is the source of this 1015-nucleotide messenger RNA. RefSeq lists its product as hypothetical. The transcript is spliced from 2 exons. The record is from RefSeq and is a predicted model, not a curated record. Gene Ontology annotation, biological process: mitochondrial respiratory chain complex assembly. Gene Ontology annotation, molecular function: serine-type endopeptidase activity. Gene Ontology annotation, cellular component: mitochondrial inner membrane peptidase complex. The coding region runs from base 187 to 780 and encodes 197 amino acids. Lineage: Eukaryota; Fungi; Ascomycota; Sordariomycetes; Magnaporthales; Magnaporthaceae.